Messenger RNA from Rana temporaria (common frog), 1694 nucleotides. RefSeq names its product neuronal differentiation 4 (gene NEUROD4). The transcript is spliced from 2 exons. Gene Ontology annotation, biological process: regulation of DNA-templated transcription; nervous system development. The record is from RefSeq and is a predicted model, not a curated record. The coding region runs from base 184 to 1131 and encodes 315 amino acids. Lineage: Eukaryota; Metazoa; Chordata; Amphibia; Anura; Ranidae. Gene Ontology annotation, molecular function: protein dimerization activity.
UUGAACUGCUCAUUCCAGCAGCAGCCACUCAGACAGGGAGCUGUCCAGCUCUCUAACAGCCUGAACUAACUCAGGUGGCAACAUUCUACCCUCUGCGUGAGAAGCCAAGUCCUGCUAGUCCUGAACUUUUUUCUAUCCAAGAUUAAGGGCACACUGCUGAGAACAUCUAAUAAGGCCAGAGAGAUGUCUGAGAUGGUCAGUGUUCAUGGAUGGAUGGAGGAGGCCCUCAGCUCUCAAGAUGAGAUGAAUGAUGCAAAUCAGAGACAGUCUGCCUUUGACAUGCUGUCAGGCUUGAGUCAUGAAGAAAAUGGGAGCAUUGAUGGAGAAGAAGAUGAAGAAGAAGAUGAAGAUGGAGAAAAACCAAAGAAAAGGGGCCCCAAAAAAAAGAAGAUGACCAAAGCUAGGAUGGAAAGGUUUCGUGUGAGGAGGGUAAAAGCCAAUGCCAGGGAGCGCUCAAGAAUGCAUGGACUAAAUGAUGCUCUAGAGAGCUUGAGGAGAGUCAUGCCUUGUUACUCCAAAACACAAAAGUUGUCCAAAAUUGAGACCCUCAGAUUGGCCAGAAAUUAUAUAUGGGCAUUAUCUGAGGUGCUGGAAAGAGGUCAAAGUACAGAGGGAAAGAACUUCAUGGAAAUGCUCUGCAAAGGGCUAUCACAGCCUACUAGCAACCUUGUAGCUGGCUGUCUGCAGAUUGGACCUCAGUCCUUGUUCUUGGAAAAACAUGAAGAUAAGCCACAUAUGUGUGACUCAACACUAGGUCAUGCCUACACGUAUCAGUCUCCAGGUCUUCCAAGUCCUCCAUAUGGCAAUAUUGAAACUCACCAUUUGCACUUGAAAGCACCCACAUUUAAAACUGUGGUGGACCCAUCAAUGGUAAACCAUACAUUAAACUGUACCACUCCUCCAUAUGAAGGUGCUCUUACUCCCCCACUGAGCAUUAGUGGCAAUUUUUCCUUGAAACAAGACAAUUCUCCAGAUCUGGACAAAUCCUAUGGCUUCCGAUCCCAUUAUCCUUCCCUUGGGCUUGGUUCUCAUGGCCAUGCUCCUCAUUUUCAAACUGCAGUCCCAAGAUAUGAAAUUCCAAUAGACAUGGCCUAUGAACAAUAUCCACAUCAUGCCAUUUUCACUGAGUAAUUGUCCCAGGAGAGAGGGCUUUAUGAAGAACUUUCAUGUCAAUGGAUUUCAAUGCAAUUUUGAACAAUACAAGUUCUUCUGCUUUUCCUUCGACUUAUCAGGGACUCUAUUAGGCUUUCAUCAUUUCAGAUAAUUUCUGAUAUUUUAAUAUGCCUAGAACAUUUAGAUCAUUUCUGAAUCAACACAAUAUUUGUUUGUUUUUCCAUAUUUUUCUUUUCCAUGUGAGCGUAUGUUAUCAACUGGACUUUUUCAAGUGCAAUGUGCCAGACAGUGACUGAGAUAUUUAGGGCCAAAAUAGGUACAAGUUGACUAUCAAUCACUGAUUAUCAAAAUGAUUUCACACUUGUUAUUGCACUAAUUCACAGUUACACCUAAUAUUAGAUUUAUAUUAUGCCAUAACUAGAAAAAGGAUAUUUUAUUGGCAAGACACGGUAAAUUACUUACUGUCAUAGACACCUGAAGAAGUUCUGUGAUCUAUCAAUAGCACAUUUUUUUAUUGUACCAACACUUAUAACAUUAAAAUGACAUUAAGAUAAAAACACUGUGGGGGGGGGGGGGAUUUA